GAGCGUGAACGUCAGCCGUCACACUCGCUGAGGAGCGACUGACAGUUUGUCCAACCAGUGCGGAGAUUUGUUGAUACCCGGAGCUAGCAGCUGAACUUUGCCUCAUUGGCCCGUGUUAGUUCAACUUCCCCACCCCACCCCGUGGAUUUUGCGUGUCCUUCAGCGUGUCGCACGACUUGCUGCCUUGCCUUGAAGUGUUUAGAAGAAAUAGUGUCAAACCAACUCGAGGUGGCUCGCUGUGCAGUUCCCAGGCUAAUUUCAUGUCCAUGGAGCUGAGAGGACAUCUGUUGUAAAGUUGACAGACCCUGUUAUUCCUGGCUUUAGGUCUGAACAUCAACACUAUGACGGGUGACAUGGUGAUCUUGAGGGGUCUGACCUGGAUGAAGCAGGCGGCCAGCAAAGCCCCACCAGGCGGCCUGCACUGCACCGGGAACCAGAGGCUGCUAAACUUCCAUCACAGCGCUGGAUCAGCAAGGGAGACGUUCAACAGACAGCAAGAGUUCUGUGUCCGCAGAGCCACGGCAGCACAGCUCCACAGAUAUUCCACCAUGGGAGCUUGUUUCAGUGCCUGUUUCAUUGGAAAUGUAAACGGCGGACAGACAACCUGCAUUGGAAGACCCAGCACGAAAGGUCUGAAGUACCACAGGGACUGGUCACAACAACUGUUCUCUGGACAUACAAGGUUAUUUAACCAGGACAACUCCACUGUGGGGCAUCUGACAUCAGAGGACGUUGAUAAAACCCCCAAGAAAACCAACAUCAAGCAACAUAAACAAGUGCUCAGUGAGAAAGCCAGAGAGAGGAAGGUGCCCGUCACACGGAUAGGAAGGCUGGUCAAUUUUGGAGGCUUGGCGGUUGGACUCGGCAUUGGGGCUAUCGCUGAAGUGGCCAAGAAGACUUUAAAACCCCAACAGCAAGGGGAUAAAAAAUCCAUUCUGGACUCGAGUGCCUUCCUCACCGAAGCCAACGCUCAAAGAAUCGUCCGGACACUUUGUAAAGUCCGAGGUGCUGCUCUAAAAAUUGGACAGAUGCUCAGUAUUCAAGAUGACGCCUUUAUUAACCCCCAGUUGGCCAAAAUCUUUGAGCGUGUUCGACAGAGUGCCGACUUCAUGCCCCCUAAACAGAUGAUGAAAGCUAUCACCAGUGACCUGGGCCCAAAUUGGAGAGACCAGCUGGAGUACUUUGAGGAGAAGCCGUUUGCAGCGGCGUCGAUCGGUCAGGUGCAUUUAGCCCGACUGAGGACCGGCAGAGAACUCGCCAUGAAAAUUCAGUACCCUGGAGUUGCCAAGAGUAUCGACAGUGACGUGAAUAAUAUCAUGACCGCGCUGAGUUUAAGCAAAGCUCUGCCUGAAGGUCUAUUUCCUGAGCACCUUAUUGAGGUCACAAGCCGUGAGCUGGCGCUGGAGUGUGAUUACAUAAGAGAGGCCAAGUGUGCCAAAAGGUUCCAAGAGCUGCUGAAGGAUCACCCGUUCUUCUAUGUGCCUGAUGUGAUUGAGGAGCUGAGCGGCCCUCAUGUCCUCACCACAGCGCUGGUACCCGGGUUCCCUCUGGACCAAGCCACAGACCUCUCCCAGGAGCUUAGGAAUGAGAUCUGUGAGCAAAUCUUGCGGUUGUGCUUGAGAGAGCUUUUUGAGUUCAGAUACAUGCAGACUGAUCCAAACUGGUCCAACUUCUUCUUUGAUCCACAAGCUCAUAAGGUUGCUCUGUUGGACUUUGGAGCUACGAGGGGAUUUGAUAAGAGUUUCACUGACGCCUACAUUGAGAUUAUUAAUGCGGCUGCAAACAAGAACAGAGAAGGUGUCCUGCAGAGAUCCAGAGACAUGAAGUUCCUCACAGGAUACGAGUCAAAGGCGAUGGAGAAGGCCCAUGUGGAUGCGGUGAUGAUCCUCGGGGAGGCCUUCUCCUCCGAGGAGCCCUUUGACUUUGGGAGUCAGAGCACCACCAAGCGCAUCCACAGCCUCAUCCCCGUGAUGCUGAGGGAGCGCCUCACACCGCCUCCCGAGGAGACAUACUCCCUCCACCGCAAGAUGGGCGGCUCCUUCCUCAUCUGCUCCAAACUCAAAGCUAAGAUCUCCUGCAGGAACAUGUUUCAGGAGGCCUACCACAACUACUGGAAAGACGGACGCCCAGAGUUCACAAACUAGCUGGAGGCUGGCCUGUUUAAAGCAGGACUUUGUAGCAUUGUUUGCGGUAUGUUGAACAAUUUAACUCACACAUUCUGAAGAUGUUUUUGUGCAACAUGGGCCAGAUAAUGUCCAGAUGUAGUUUUGUGUUUUUAGGUAAACUGAGUAUAUUAAAGAAAACAUGAAUCAUCAUAAUGUCUGCCUGUUAGGAACAAUUUAAUGCAUGCUUUAUAUUCCAUUGCUCAUUUUGACCAGGGCUUCCAGUCAGACAAUGUGUGAAGAUUAUUUGUAUGUAUUGUUUGGAUGAACAACUGUGUGUCUGUAUGGUUUGAGAAACUGUAAUUCAGUCAGUUGAAAUACAUACAUUCUGAUGAAAACCAACCAGUUUCAAAGUUUUGUACAUUUCUGAGAA
Messenger RNA from Etheostoma cragini (Arkansas darter), 2535 nucleotides. RefSeq names its product coenzyme Q8A, genome duplicate b (gene coq8ab). Gene Ontology annotation, cellular component: extrinsic component of mitochondrial inner membrane. The transcript is spliced from 15 exons. Gene Ontology annotation, biological process: ubiquinone biosynthetic process. The coding region runs from base 342 to 2144 and encodes 600 amino acids. The record is from RefSeq and is a predicted model, not a curated record. Lineage: Eukaryota; Metazoa; Chordata; Actinopteri; Perciformes; Percidae. Gene Ontology annotation, molecular function: kinase activity.